Molecule: messenger RNA, 870 nt
Organism: Arabidopsis thaliana (thale cress)
Lineage: Eukaryota; Viridiplantae; Streptophyta; Magnoliopsida; Brassicales; Brassicaceae
Exons: 6
Coding region: 1-870 (289 amino acids)
Source: RefSeq, marked reviewed
AUGCCGACGGAGGAUAGGGUGUGUUUUACGUGGGAGGAAUAUGCCCGUCAUGUGAGGGAAUACUGGCGUGGAGUGGCAGAAUCCGAUGGUUUUGAUUCCGAGGAUAUUCGAAGUCCAGUAGUGCUUACUGGACUGUUUCACUACGACUGUCAAUCUGGUCGUCAUUAUCCUGAACCUCUCUUGGGGACAAGUUUCGAGCUCGCUGCCCUACUGAAAUUCAACAAGACAAUGAACCUUACGUCUUCGUACUACAUUACUCUUCUUGCACAUGAUCCAUCAUUGGAGAAAACCUUUCAGGUUCGAGUUGAUGAACGAGAAUAUGGCAGUUUGGAUUUGACAGUCGCUAUUGCUAGACCUAAAAAAGAUCAAAAUGAAGUGUCAGAUGGUGUCUUCCAAGGUCCAUUGCCUGAUUGGCCCUCAGAAGAUGCUUUGCGUCAUGAUAGAAACCGAUUUUACGAGCUAGAGAUAUCAGAGUGGCAAGCCACUGAUUGGAUUUCUCUUUAUUUGAAACUUUUGAUUUUAGCGACUGAUAGAGGGAUGUUUGUGCAGACUGGUCUGCCCCAGGUUCAGAUUCUGGAAGUGGUGAUUGAAACUGAGGAAGAAAAUGAGAAGCCCCCGGAUAAGAGACUCAAUGCCAGAAGGGCACAUGUCUAUAUAACUUUUACGGGCUUGCCCAAGUCCCCACGUCUUGUUGAGAUUGGUGAGCAUGUUGAACGCAAAGCUAUCAUUAGAAGAGUCAUCGAUGCUUCAGGAUACUUGACUCUCCUUGGUAAGUUUUGGAGUGGUAAAGAUACUGAUCAGCAGCGUUCUAUGACUCUCCCGAGUGGAGAACAAGCUGAGAGUUCUAAAAAACGACCUCGCUUAAGCUAG